CAAAAUUUGGGCUUGAUAUUCACGAGGAAGAAGGCUUAAUUUUGGAGGCUUAAACUAGAUCUAAAGCAUCCGAUUUGGAAGCUGCUUGAUAUUGAAAGUGAAGUCCUCAUUCCAGGGCUUGAUAUUCACGAGGAAGAAGGCUUAAUUUUGGAGGCUUAAACUAGAGCUAAAGCAUCCGAUUUGGAAGAAAUGGAGGUUGGAGGUAGCAGUCAUGAUAUCCGAGGGGUCGAAUCUAGACGAAUAUGGAGUAAAAGGGAGGAAGAUGCUUUGCUGUUUAUUUUAGAUGAGGUUGUAGCUAGUGGGCAGCGGUGUGAUACAAGAUCACUCAAGCCUGGCAAAAGUGCUAUGAUUGAGAGGCGAUUAGCUGAGAUAUGUCCUAAUUCGGGGUUGCGAGCAAAUCCACACAUUGAGUCAAAAUUAAAAAAGUGGAAGAAGCAAUACGGUAUAAUAUACGAUAUGCUAAACAAAAGUGGGUUUGGAUGGAAUGACUCUCUUAAAUGUGUGGAAGUUGAUAGUGACGAAGUUUGGAAAGCAUAUGUGCAGAGUAAUCCAAGUGCAAAAGCAUGGAGAGGUAAAUCGUUUCCGAUGUAUGAGAGGCUUGCUACAAUUUUUGGAAAGGAUCGGGCAACAGGACAUGGAGCACAAACUCCGAUUGAUAUGGUCAAUGAUUUGAAUUUGGAUAGUGGAAAUGAACAAUUUAAUGAUGUGUGUUCUCCUAUGUCUAUGAAUGAAAUACAUAGUGAACCAUCCACCCGGCCUAAAUCAAGAGGUAAGAGAAAAUCUGGAUUGAAGGAUGAUGAUAUUGUGAGCGGGUUUGGCAAUGUAGCAGAGAAAUUGUUUGAUAAAUUGGCUGCGAAGUUAGAUAAAUCUGAAGCCAAGUAUCCACAAUACUUAGCUAUGGAGCUUGACUGGUUAGGCUUCUCUGCUGAUGACAAUCUCGAUAUCUCUAAGGCAAUGAGAUUGGAUCCAUUGAAUGUCGAGGUGCUUAAGAUUAUUAGGACGGAUGCGGGCAAGAUUGAAUUUGCUAGGAAAUUUUUCAAUUACUAAGUAUCAUUGUGGAUCAUAUAUUUAAGCCUAUGUAUGAGGGGAUGAUAAUUAGGAACACUUAUAUUUGAACUUUAUGGACAUAUGUUGUAUGGUUGUUUAUGGACAUAUGUGGUAUGGUAAUGGAUGUUGGUAUCUAAUUAUGCAUCUAAAGACACUUUUACAAAGCAUGUGUUAUGUUUUAGUGUAUUAAUAUGCACUUGAUUGAUUUAA
Molecule: messenger RNA, 1257 nt
Organism: Ziziphus jujuba (common jujube)
Lineage: Eukaryota; Viridiplantae; Streptophyta; Magnoliopsida; Rosales; Rhamnaceae
Exons: 5
Coding region: 190-1047 (285 amino acids)
Source: RefSeq, a predicted model, not a curated record